CAUGCUUAUUGGGGUUGUCUUAGAAACAAUGCAUGCAGCACAAUGGAAUCACUUUCUGUUUAUCACGGGGCCAUCAGCCGAGACAUGUGUGAGAGACGCUUGUGUGAAGCAGGUAAAGAUGGGAGCUAUUUAAUUCGAGACAGUGAGAGUGUGCCUGGAGCGUACUGCCUCUGUGUUCUAUGUAAAGGUUUUGUCUACACAUACAGACUUCAGCAGGACACAGCAGGCUCAUGGGCAGCAGAGGGUCGCGGGGGGCUGGAGCCUAUCCCAGCUAACAUUGGGCGAAAGGCGGGGGACACCCUGGACAGGUCGCCAGUCAUUAAAACAGCACCUGGUCAAAAUAAACGUUUGUUCCGGAAAGUCAAGAAUUUGAUAACUGCAUUUGAGAAACCAGACCAGGGCAUUGCAGUUCCCUUGCUCUACCCCGUAACGGUCCAGAAGUUCGGCCAGAAUAUUCCCCAUUAGCAGCCUUAAACCAACAAUACAAAAUACAAUAUGUUGAUAAUUUCAUUGUACAAUCAUGACAUGUUAUGACCUUUCAUUAUAACACAUGUGGCUUUAUACAUAAAUUAAACUAUUCUGCCUAGAUGGUGGGUGAACAUAUCUGGUCAAUGACCAUGUAAAGUUGUUAAUUUUCUAAAUGAAAAAUCGAAUUUUCAUUUAAAUGAAAAUGUAUUUUUUCUUACAUUUACUGCUGCAAUAUUUGUGCUUUCAAUUAAAUUAAACAAGACAUAAGGAAGAAAAUACUUAUAUAUCAUCAUAACAUCAGCAAAUCAACUCUCAAAAUCUCAUGUGUCAUGUAAUCUCAAUAUAAAAGAAACAUUCUUAAAAUUGGAAGUAUUCAUUUCAUGUUUUAGAUAUCAUUCAGUGAAUGAUGAUCAUUCAGUAUUUAAAACCCUGUUUUCUUGGAUCAAAAGUGAUGUACUAACUAAAAUGUAAUAGAAUCAAUAGGUCUGGUCAGUGAUGUCAUACAACAUUAAAUCAAUCAGAAGAGCACAUUCAUCCACAGGAAGAACAACACAUCUAGAAACUCAAUGUUCCUUUCAUGUUGAUUAUGAGGAGUAAAUUCAACAUUAACAGUCUGUUUACAGUGAUUUCUGUGCUCUGGGGAUAUUUCUGGUUUCAGAUGUUUACAUGGAGACUGAAUUGUCUUUAGAGGAAAGCAAAGAAACACAUACUGUGAAUUUGUAACAAAAGCAGGAGAAGUCAAGAGAGCAGGAUCUAAGAGCAGCUUUGAUUUAUUAAGAAAAUUAGUCCAGAUACAACACUUGGAAAAUACAGGAACAAAACUAAAACUCGGGAUGUUGGUAACAGGAAAAAGUAACUAACAAAGACACAAGCAAACAUAAGGACAUUAAAUACAUUGGAACAAACAGAUAAAUGAGAAUCAGCUGGGAACAAUCAGGGCAAAAACCAGGAACAGAGACACAAGAAGGUAAACAAAACUUCAAAUUAAAAGUCUCUGAAACACCUAUCGACCUCUGGUAGCUGCUAGGGCAAAAGUCUCAGGUGUGACAACAACAAAACAU
Xyrauchen texanus (razorback sucker) is the source of this 1529-nucleotide messenger RNA. It is a transcript of the gene sh2d1ab, whose product is annotated as SH2 domain containing 1A duplicate b. Bases 43 to 465 code for a protein of 140 amino acids. The record is from RefSeq and is a predicted model, not a curated record. Lineage: Eukaryota; Metazoa; Chordata; Actinopteri; Cypriniformes; Catostomidae. The transcript has 4 exons.